Tachysurus fulvidraco (yellow catfish) is the source of this 1676-nucleotide messenger RNA. It is a transcript of the gene fuz, whose product is annotated as fuzzy planar cell polarity protein. The transcript has 2 exons. NCBI's taxonomy places the organism in Eukaryota, Metazoa, Chordata, Actinopteri, Siluriformes, Bagridae. Gene Ontology annotation, biological process: vesicle-mediated transport; non-motile cilium assembly. Bases 187 to 1479 code for a protein of 430 amino acids. The record is from RefSeq and is a predicted model, not a curated record.
UAUAGAGCAUUUUCUCUUUGUUUGCGGAACCAACUUACCAGCUAUAACAUAAGAAACUUUCCAACACGGAGCUUUUAUCGUGUUGCACUUUACAAAACAGGGACAAUUCAUGAAACAGCUGCCGGUUGCUAUGGCGACUCGGCGAGUCGUUAGCAGGGCAUGAGAUGACAUCUGAAUCCUUAAGCAAUGUUCAGCAUCUCUUCACCACUCAGCAUGCUUCAGUCCCAGAGUGUCCAGCUCCUCUGCCUAACGGCGUCCAGCGGUGUUCCGCUCUUCAGCCGUGGCGCCACCAAGCAGCUGCCCUUCUCCAUCAUUGGUUCACUGAAUGGUGUGCACAUGUUUGGGAAGGGUCACGAUGCAGUUCUGUCCUGCUGUGAGACUGAUCACGGUGCACGUGUACUCUGGAGAGUCUUCCACGACAGCUUGAUGCUUAUCGGAGUCAGCAGCAACGCCAACAUUAGCGAGCUGCACUUGAGGCGUUUGCUGGAGAACACCUGGAACUGCAUGGUGCUCGUGCUGGGCCUGGAUGAGCUGGUGAAUGCGCGAAACGUAGAGCGGCUCAAGAGAGAGCUGCGCUCUUGCUAUGGGUUAAUCGACAUGCUGCUUGAACGUGGUGUGGAGGAUCGUGAUCAGGGCCUCAUGGGAGAUCUGACACACUGCACUGACUGCAUACUGCUUCCUCAACCCGACCUCCUUCAAGACACACUGGAAUCCUUCACCAGGGCGGCAGAGAGCGAGUUUGGCUGUUUGCUUUUCAGCGGUCGGCUGGCGGUGGCUACGGAAAAAUGGUGGCGUCUCGCUCCACAAGAACUCGUCCUACUUUCUGCACUUGCAAAAUUGCCCCCGGGGAAAACAUCAUGUGACUAUCCAGUCUUUUUACCACAAGGUAGCCCUAAUGUUGCGCUCAGACUGCUGUGCUUCCAGCUGCUCCAUGGUGCCAUAGUUUGCGUUCUGUGUGGCCCCAAACCAUCUCUGUAUCAGGUCGAGAUUAAGCAGGUUUACCGUUUUUGGUCUCCACUAGUGGAGAACCUUCGAUCCUGCGCGGACCAAGCAGAACGUUCGGCUCUGUCUCCUUCUGUUAGUCUCCGUCGGGAUGUCCUAGCUCUUCUCCUAAUAAACCGUGAGUCUUGCAGAUCUGUGGCAUCUCUCAGCACGAAAGCCACGCCUCUUAUUUCACCGGCUCGUCGUUGGGUGCUUCUGCGCCUCUUUUACACAUUUGCAGUGACGCGUUAUUUCACCUCGGAGGAAUCUCCAAGCUCAGAGUGUCCAACAGCAGAGCUGCUGCAUGAGGAGUUUCCCGCAGGGUUCAUACACCCGAAUGUGCACUGCUACCUUGUGACUGAUGAAUGUAAGUGCUACGCUGUGCAGACUCCUCAGCACCAGCUCUUCCUCCUGACCGACCUGUCUGUGCCCACGUUCGCGUUGCGCUCCGUCGCCACACACACUCUCGAUGCUGUCACCGCGGUGACCGGCUUUUAGGCUCCAGACAGUGUACUGUAUAUGCAUCUGUUUUGAAUGCAGCUGUUUUGGAGGUUUCAGUGAGGAGAGAUGUACACAAAGUCUAAAAGUGUUGCACAUAAGUCACUUUUAUUGUCACAACACAUGUGCCUUGGUGAGUGAAAUUCUUGGGAGCAUGCUCCAGAAAUUGCAGAAUAAUAAAGAACAUGGCUGAUUUA